AUGCCAGCGAAAUUACAGCCUCAGCGCACCUUCGAAGAGAAUGAUUCAUAUUACACAGAAAGUUCCCACUCUACCAGCAGCAAGCGUUGCUUUAUACAACGACGCUCUAUCUCCCUGGCAGCUGGCGAACAACUGUUAAAGGGGAGUGUUCAGCCACAAAUUGAUUCAAGGCGGUUUCGAAGACAGGUCUCGGUCGAUGAGGCUUCGCCGUGUGUGGCUAACAGCAGAGCACAAGGCGGCACAACGGCUUCCAGUGCAAUAAUGGCAAAGUUGCGGAAUUUUCGUCGUCAGUUGUAUAUACACAUGCUUGAGAGUGCCGCUCUCUCAAAUGACCUAUCCCGUGCCUUGCCGCGCGAUACAGUCUGUGAUCUCUACUUUGGGGAGGGAGGAAGUGCCUCUCCACGAACCACCUCGUCCGUCCACCUGCCUCAUCUGUCGUGCCUGCGAAAAACCAGCAAAGCGACCAUCGAUUCGACGGAGUCGUUGCGCAACCAGACUCCCACCACAUUGUGUGAGGACUCUCCGCGUUGCCGGGGUCAGAUCCGCUCAUCACGUGGUCGUCAGUCCACUAGUGAUGCACAUGCUCACAGUGAUCAGUUUUUGUCAACAUCGUCAAGGGGUGCUCCACAUGUAGCUGAAAAAGUGUCCAAGCCAGUUUCCGUCUCAGCAGUUCGUGAUAACAAGUGCAUGUCCUGUGUCGAAAGGACUUCCGGGUCGGUGACUUUAUCGCGAAACAAGUCCGCUUCCGUAGGUGCUAACGUGCACAAGUCAAGUAAAGUUCAUCAUACGCCCCCGGACGACAGAUGGAUAUUCGUUCAGAAGGGGAAGACUGAAGAGCAAUGGGAAGAUGUGCCACCAGCGCCCCAAUAUGCACAGGUACCAUACCACCGUUAUGUCCAGGAGAAAAAACCUACUUCCGGCUUUAGAGAGGUUGAGUACGACGAAAAAGGACAGACAUGGGAGAUCUAUGGUGCAGAUCAGGAUCCCAAAGCUCUAGGAAAGGCUAUCGAGGAUCAUUUGGAGAAGUUAAUGCAAAGAAUGCACAGCAAGGAGCAAAACUUCAGUCUGUCUGACAUCACCAUUCAAGGCGAGGCUUUCGCAAGCGUCUCUGGAACAGAGAGUUCUGCUCAGUUUUCGUGCGAAGAGCGUCAGUCAACACGGCAAUGCAAUCAGAGGAGGGCAGUUUUUCAGAAAAGACCUGUGCCACAUCAUUAUAAAGCAAACUUUGCCCAGUCAGUGGAUAUAUUAGUCAGUGAGGACGAACAGAUUGACAAUCCCAAACAUAAAGGCAAAGUGCUUACCCGCAUUAAUCGACUUUUGCAUCGUUCAUUUGCGUCUGUGCCAAAAUAUCAUGUUGCCUCGGAUCCGCAGUCUUGUUCGACUAUCGACAGUAUUCGCCCUGCCGGUGAAGUCUUAAGUGCUCCUAAAAAGUGUACUUUAUCAUCUCUCCCACUGCCUACGGCCGGUAAUACUGACCAAAUUCUCGUUUCUGCUAAUUCCUAA
Molecule: messenger RNA, 1503 nt
Organism: Spirometra erinaceieuropaei
Lineage: Eukaryota; Metazoa; Platyhelminthes; Cestoda; Diphyllobothriidea; Diphyllobothriidae
Source: the annotation of a GenBank genome assembly